Messenger RNA from Adineta ricciae, 333 nucleotides. The record is from the annotation of a GenBank genome assembly. NCBI's taxonomy places the organism in Eukaryota, Metazoa, Rotifera, Eurotatoria, Adinetida, Adinetidae.
AUGGAAUUCGAUACCACUGCGAGACAUGUGAGCCGAGCUUCGGCUUAUGCAAAGAUUGCAUCAACAAGACUCGCUGUUAAUAAAAGUUUACUCGCACGGAGAUUUAUAGCAGUCUUAAAAGCGACUUCUGAUGCACGCGAUCCGUUAACUGGCUGGACGAGGAAAGAUGCUGAGAUGAUUCUUCAGGAGACAAAGCAAUUUCAGCAAACCUACGAGACCAAUAUGGAAACACUCAAUCAACUUAAGAGGCAACAAAGUCAAAUGCAAAUGGGUCAAUCCAUGAGGACCCAUCCACUUUUUGGAAAGAAAACACUUUUGAUGAAAAACAAUUAG